AUGCAAUUCCGCUCCCCUACACUCCACUCCACUCCGAUCCCCUACAACCCUCCCCUCCCCUCUCCUCACCUUUACACCACACCCUGCCCCGAUCCCUUACGCUCCUCUCCGAUCACCUACACCCCACUCCGCCCCCCAUACACCCUGCCCGUUCCCCUACACCCCACCCCUCUCCCCUACGCCCCACCUGUCUCCCUCCCCUACACCCCACCCUUCUACUCUCCUCCACCCUACCCCUCCCCCAUACACCCCACCCUCUCCCUCCCCCCACCCUCCCCUACACCCCACCUCGCCCGCCUCCCCCAUACCCCACCCCCACUCCCCCUACGCCCCACCCACCCCUACAUCCGCCCCUGCCUGCCUCCCUAUACCCACCUGCCCCCUACAUCCAACCCUGUUUCUCCCUACCCACCUGCCUCCUCCUACACCCCACCCCCCACUCCCCUCUCCUACCCACCCCUGCUCCACUCCCCCACACCCGUCCCCCCUACAUCCGCCCCACCCGCCCCCCCUACACCCCACCCCCUAUCCCCUACGCCCCACCCGUCUCCUCCGUACACCCCACCCUUUCUCCCUCCUCUCCUCCUACACCCCAUCUCGCCCGCUCCCCUACGCCCCACCCCCUUCUCUCCCCUACACCCCACCCCCUAUCCUCCCCUACACCCCAUCCUCGCCUCGGCUCCCCCACACCCCCACCUCCACUAUCCCUCCCCCUACACCCCACCCUCGCCUCAGGUCCCCCUACACCCCACCUCUCCCCUACACCCCACCCCUCCCUCUCCCCCUACACCCAGCUCCACUCCCUGCACCCCACCCCUCCCUCUCCCCUACACCCAGCUCCCCACUCCCCCUACACCCCACCCCCUACAUCCGCCCCACCCGCUCCCCUAUACCCACCCGCCUCCCCUACACCCCGCCCGCUCCCCCUACAUCCAACACCGUUCUCCCUACCCACCCGCUCCCCUACACCCACUCCUUUCCCCUACACCCCACCCCGCACCCCCUACCCACUCCUCUCCCCUACAUCACGCUCCGCCCCACACUCGGCUCCUUUCCCCCUACACCCCGCCCCCUACACCCCACCCCUCUCCAGCCCAUUCCUCUCCUACACCCAACCUCGCUCCGCUCCCCUACACCCAACCCCACCCAACUGCUCUCCCCUUCGCGCCACACCCCGCUUGA
This is a messenger RNA of Haliotis rubra (blacklip abalone), 1182 nucleotides long. RefSeq names its product extensin-like. NCBI's taxonomy places the organism in Eukaryota, Metazoa, Mollusca, Gastropoda, Lepetellida, Haliotidae. The transcript is spliced from 2 exons. The coding region runs from base 1 to 1182 and encodes 393 amino acids. The record is from RefSeq and is a predicted model, not a curated record.